GAAUCAUCAUUCGCCCACCACCUAGAGUUGGAGUGCGUUUGAAGCAGGAACCUAAGCGGCUGAAAAUGGAGUCCGGAAAGGUCAGGGCAUCGCAUAUCCUGAUAAAGCACCAGGGCUCCCGUCGGAAGGCGUCGUGGAAGGAUCCAGAAGGUAGCGUCAUCUCCGCCACCACGAGGGACGCCGCCGCCGCCCAGCUCAGAGCCCUCCGCGACGACAUCCUCUCCGGCAAGGCCAAGUUCGAGGACGUCGCUUCCCGCUUCUCCGACUGCAGCUCCGCCAAGCGCGGCGGCGAUCUCGGACCAUUUGGUCGCGGCCAGAUGCAAAAGCCUUUUGAAGAAGCAACGUACGCUCUGAAGGUUGGAGAAAUCAGCGACAUUGUCGAUACUGACAGUGGCACUCACAUAAUCCUGAGGACGGGCUGAAAGUGCGAAAGGAUGCCCUGAAGCAUCUCUUCAGGCUAGAAUGAAGCGACAGAAUAGAAUGUUUUAAGUAGUUUCUGCUCUUGCCUUUGAUGUUCCAAGGCCUUUGCCUGGUUGUGUGCCCUUGGCUUUGCUUUAUAACCAUUGGGCUACUUUGCUGUUCCAAUGCUAUCUGGGUUGUAUCUGCACUGAAGAAGAGACAUCUGGACUUGAAAUGUUAGGGCCUAUUUCAAUAUGUCACCCCUUUUUAAUUUUUA
This is a messenger RNA of Diospyros lotus (date-plum), 676 nucleotides long. RefSeq names its product peptidyl-prolyl cis-trans isomerase Pin1-like. The record is from RefSeq and is a predicted model, not a curated record. The transcript is spliced from 2 exons. Gene Ontology annotation, cellular component: cytosol; nucleus. Lineage: Eukaryota; Viridiplantae; Streptophyta; Magnoliopsida; Ericales; Ebenaceae. Gene Ontology annotation, molecular function: peptidyl-prolyl cis-trans isomerase activity. Bases 66 to 422 code for a protein of 118 amino acids.